UGAAACUUUUUUUUGAAUAAAAUGUCUUCUCCGACAAAAAGAACAGUCAUGGAGUAUUUUUGGUCAAAAAGCAGUCGUGGAUUGUGAAAAAGGACGCCAUUUUUUUCCUUUUUUUUCUUUUCGUAAAUGCUCUUUGAGCUAGGCCUUGUAUUCUGAAACGACGCAUCACUGGGAACAGCCCCGGGUCUUCUUCCCCAAACUAGAACCAAAGUGCAAUUCUCUCAAGGUCGCCAAAAAUGGCGGCCACCAAGCACAAAGCUCCCGCGCGGAGCUUGGAGAAAAUGAACUCGAGGGUUUGGCUCUUUUCGCUUCUACUUACUCUGCAAUACGGAGCUCAGCCCCUGAUCUCCAAACGCUGCACCAGAAGAGAAGUGAUCGUAACGUCGUCUGUUCUGACAUGCGAGAUAGCCAAAGUUGUAUGUGCCCUAAUUUUCAUGGCAAGAGACGGUAGCUUGAAGAAAGUGUACAAAGAGUGGACUUUGGUUGGUGCCUUAACUGCUUCGGGCCUUCCCGCUGCCAUUUAUGCACUGCAAAAUAGUUUGCUUCAGAUUUCUUACAAGAACCUUGAUUCACUUACCUUCUCAAUGCUCAACCAGACUAAAAUUAUUUUUACUGCUCUCUUUACAUAUUUGAUACUGAGGCAGAAGCAAUCAAUCCAACAAAUUGGGGCUCUCUUCUUGUUGAUUCUGGCAGCUGUUCUUUUAAGUUUUGGUGAAGGCUCCAAAAAAGGGUCUAGUGCUAGCAAUUCUGACCAAAUAUUGUUUAAUGGGAUUAUUCCCGUCAUGGUUGCCUCUGUACUCUCAGGUUUGGCAUCCACUUUGUGUCAAUGGGCAUCCCAGGUUAAGAAACACUCAUCAUACUUGAUGACUGUAGAGAUGUCUAUUGUGGGAAGUUUAUGCCUGUUGGCUAGUACCUUUAAGUCUCCAGAUGGAGAAGCUAUUGCAAAGCAUGGCCUUUUUUAUGGAUGGACUCCAAUGACUUGGAUCCCAGUCAUGUCCAAUGCCCUUGGUGGAAUUCUUGUUGGUCUAGUCACAAGCUAUGCCGGUGGCGUUAAAAAGGGUUUUGUCAUUGUUUCUGCACUUCUUGUUACGGCUUUGUUGCAGUUCAUUUUUGAAGGGAAACCACCUUCAUUGUAUUGUCUCGUAGCUCUUCCUCUUGUGGUUAGCAGCAUUUCGAUAUACCAGAAGUAUCCAUACCGAGUUAAAAGGAAAGAACUGUAAAUCCUAUCGCAACAUCGGCGGAGUUGUUUUAGCCCUUAUCACUAAGGGCUUUAAAUGGUUGGACUUAUUGGAACUGGUAGAUGCCAAGAUGGCAGAGAGUAUGGAAAUUUAUUAUAUUUUACCUCCUAGUUAAGGAAUGUAAUCGCGCAUUGUAUGUAGCUUAAACAUUUGAAUGGGGUCUUUAA
This is a messenger RNA of Prunus avium (sweet cherry), 1405 nucleotides long. RefSeq names its product Nucleotide-sugar transporter family protein. Gene Ontology annotation, molecular function: pyrimidine nucleotide-sugar transmembrane transporter activity. Gene Ontology annotation, cellular component: Golgi membrane. The record is from RefSeq and is a predicted model, not a curated record. Lineage: Eukaryota; Viridiplantae; Streptophyta; Magnoliopsida; Rosales; Rosaceae. Gene Ontology annotation, biological process: pyrimidine nucleotide-sugar transmembrane transport.